Drosophila eugracilis is the source of this 2511-nucleotide messenger RNA. It is a transcript of the gene Nha1, whose product is annotated as sodium/hydrogen exchanger 9B2. Gene Ontology annotation, cellular component: membrane. Gene Ontology annotation, molecular function: antiporter activity. Bases 284 to 2413 code for a protein of 709 amino acids. The record is from RefSeq and is a predicted model, not a curated record. NCBI's taxonomy places the organism in Eukaryota, Metazoa, Arthropoda, Insecta, Diptera, Drosophilidae. Gene Ontology annotation, biological process: proton transmembrane transport. The transcript is spliced from 6 exons.
AUUUGCAGCGAUUUAGUCGAGUGUUCAAGCAGGUUGCGGAUCGUCUUCGCCUCAGUUUUCGUUUCCAUGGAUCGCGAUGUGCGAAUGAGAAAGUAAAAGUUUACCCUGAACGACUCCUCAGUCUUAAUUAAUUGACAAACUCACACUCUUCCGAGAAGAGUUCUAAGUGAAGUGGAGAAAACAAAGAGUUCUGGGAAAAGUGACAAAGUGCCCAGAGAUUUGAGACAUCAACGAAAGUUGUCUAAUUUCCUGCCCGCCGUGUGAAUACAAAAUCCAUAAGACGAUGACGGCCACGGGAGAGCCAGGAGCUCGCGAAGAUCCCUCCGUCGUCGGAGCUCCGGCGACCAUAACCACCCCGACGACCAUAAUAGCACCAACCCCGAUCCCAGUGCCCAGCGAUGUCCCUAUGCCCAAUUCAAAUGGAAGUGGCAAUGGGGCUGGCAACCACAAGAGCACCAUCGUCAUCGAUAGCCAACCCAAGCGACGGGUCAGCAUUAUUUCCGAUCCGCCAGUGAUCGGAGGGUCCGGAGGUCUCGGCUACGAUAAUCCCGCCUACGAGCAAAACCCAAGGCGUAAAAUUUCACAGACUUCCACACACUCGCACACGGAUAUUGGCCCGGCGCGAAGGAAGAGCAUUCUGAAGGACACAGCUCCCCACAAUAUUCCCGACAACGAAAGUGAUCGGGCCUCAACACAUAGCUAUGAAAACUAUCGUCAGAAUGCGCUGGACGUGCUCAAUUCGAAGUACAAUGGCCACCAGAUGGGACACACGUCCGUGGGCGACAGCAAUGGCGGGGCCAACUAUGUGGAGGAGUCCUGGAUGUACACAUUCUGCCUGAAGUGCCGCGGCGAGGAGCCAUCUGCAUCCUGGGAGCCACCCUUCUGGCAGAAGAUAUUCCCCUACCCGCUCUGUCCCACCUUCAGAACGGUAUCUCGCCUUAUUUCAAUUAUUCUGAUUGGUGUCCUUAUCUGGAUCACGGCCUUUGUGAUCAUAGGCGACUCAGCCGCCCCUGGAGGACAGCUGUUCGGUCUAGUCGUUCUCACUGUGGCCGCAAACUUUGGUGGCUACCUGAUAUCGCUGACUACCUUGCCACGUCUAAUUGGCAUGCUCCUGGUGGGCAUUCUUUUUCAGAACGUGGGCUGGGCGGAUAUAGAUGGCGACUUCUCAAAGGUGACGGCCCACCUGCGCAAGUUUGCACUUACCAUAAUCCUGACUCGAGCUGGUCUCGAAAUGGAGCCGGAGGCCUUUAAGAAGGUGUACAAGACGAUCUUGAAGCUGGGCAUCAUCCCGUGGUGCGUGGAGGCGGUUGUGAUGGCCGUAAUGUCGCGUUUCCUGCUGGAUCUGCCCUGGAUCUGGGCCUUCCUAUUGGGUUCCAUCAUUGCUGCUGUGUCGCCAGCUGUCGUGGUGCCCUGCCUGUUCCGUUUGCGAACCAAGGGCUAUGGCGUGGCCAAGGGUAUUCCCACGUUGGUGGUGGCCGUGGCCGGAGUGGACGAUGCUUUGUCUGUGGCCAUUUUUGGCAUCAUCAGCACAGUGAUGUUUUCCGACAAGGGUCUGGCCUAUCAGAUUGCCCAAGCUCCGGUUUGCAUCCUGGGUGGACUUGGAUUUGGCGUUGUCUGGGGAUCGCUGGCCCGCAUCUUCCCAGAGAAGGGCGACGCAUAUGUGGUGCCGUUGCGGACGCUGCUACUCUUCACCGGCGGAUUAAUGGCCAUUUACGGCAGCGAGGAACUGGGAUUUGAGGGUGCUGGACCCUUGGCCGUCGUGUUCUCAGCCUUUGUUUCCAACCUGUUCUGGUGCAAGGACGGCUGGGAUGUGGAGGAUAACCCGGUGUCCACCGCCUUUGAGAUCUUCUGGAUGAUCUUUGAACCUAUUCUGUUUGGUUUAACCGGUGCCACCAUAAAGAUUCGCGAGCUGGACUCGCACACGGUGUCUAUUGGAGCGGCCUGCAUCUUCACGGGCGCCAUCCUUCGUAUUUUCACAACGGCGGGCAUUGCAUUUGGCGAUCGCCUCAACACCAAAGAGAAAUUCUUUGUGGGAUUGUCAUGGAUGGCCAAGGCAACAGUACAGGCAGCUCUAGGACCAGUGGCCCUCAAGCAUCUGGACGAUAACUCCUCGGACGACGAACGCAAUUGGGCAAACAUUGUGCAGACGAUCUGUGUGUUCAGCAUCGUUCUGACAGCUCCACUCGGAGCAAUCAUGAUCUCGGUGACAGGUACCAAACUGCUGACUAAGACCAAGCAGCCGCAGGAUCUCAGCGGCUGGCGUCGUAGCCACCGGCCGUCCAUUCGCGAUAUCAGCAUCAUUGACGAGGAGGAGGAGCGCGAGGAUCCCGAGAUUCCCGAAGAUAAGGAGACGCACGACAACACGCUAAACAACGCCCACAUCCCCACCAUUUCCUAUAGCUACAACACAUAGUACCGCCUUGUUGUGCCAAGAAUAAUGUUGAUUGUUUUCUUAUUGUACACUAGAUUAAGCGGACCCUGCAUUCCGAAAUAAAUGACUUAGUUAAUAAA